AUGUCUACGCGCGGCUCCCGUCGCUCCUUCACGGGCAACCACGAGAUUCUGCCUGCCGCAGAGGCGCGCAUCGAAACCCUCAUGUCGAUCGUCCCCGAUCGCGAGUUCAUCUCGUGGACGUUUCGGACGCGGUACCGUGUGCUCUUGCAUACUCUCGUUGCUGCUGCCGUUACCACUACCUCUCUGAAAACUAAACACUGGCUCGAAAUUCCCUCCGUUAUGUUGACUGUCCUUGGCGAUCUCGUUCUCGGUUUCGUUAUCUCCUACCAUGCUUCCAGCGGCUGUGACCGCUUCUGGAUGGGCCGUAGCGGGUGGGGCGACGUCAUCCGCACGUCGCGCCCGCUUGCGUGCGUUAUAUGGUUCCAUGUUCCACUCCGCCACGGACCCAAUGCCAAAACCGGGAUAGAAGUCGACGGCGUUGUGGUCGAGGAGGAAGAGGAUGAAAAGGCUGCGGUCAUGAUGGUGGAGAAGAUGGGGGCACUGGAUCUGGUUCAGGCGUACAACAUGCCGCCGUACAGAUUCGUUAUUUUGCUCAAGCACCAUCUUCUUGGUGAAGUCGGGGUGUACUGCGAGGGUCUAUACCAGCUUGUGCGCGGCUAG
Coniophora puteana RWD-64-598 SS2 is the source of this 600-nucleotide messenger RNA. RefSeq lists its product as uncharacterized. The transcript is spliced from 5 exons. Gene Ontology annotation, molecular function: chloride channel activity. The record is from RefSeq and is a predicted model, not a curated record. NCBI's taxonomy places the organism in Eukaryota, Fungi, Basidiomycota, Agaricomycetes, Boletales, Coniophoraceae. The coding region runs from base 1 to 600 and encodes 199 amino acids.